AUGGUAAAGUCAACAAGCAAAACUUCCACCAAGGAAACAGUAACCAAACAACCCACCGAAGAAAAACCUAUACAGGAGAAAGAAGAGUUGGCUCUAGAAACAUCGUCUAGCAGUUCAGAUGAAGAAGACGAAAAAGAUGAAGAUGAAAUUGAAGGUUUAGCCGCUUCUGAUGAUGAGCAGAGCGGUACACACAAGAUUAAAAGAUUGAAUCCUAAGAAGCAGGCUAAUGAAAAAAAGUCGAAAGAUAAAAAGACACUUGAAGAGUAUUCUGGGAUUAUUUAUGUGAGUAGACUGCCACAUGGGUUCCACGAAAAGGAAUUAAGUAAAUAUUUUGCUCAAUUCGGUGAUUUAAAAGAAGUGAGAUUAGCACGUAAUAAGAAAACUGGAAAUUCCAGACAUUAUGGCUUCUUAGAAUUCGUUAAUAAAGAGGAUGCAAUGAUCGCCCAAGAAUCUAUGAACAAUUACUUGUUGAUGGGUCAUCUACUACAAGUGCGUGUAUUACCAAAAGGAGCUAAAAUCGAGAAAUUGUACAAAUACAAGAAGAGAGUUCUAGUAGAGAAAGGUAUCACCAAACCAGUAAAACAGCUAAAGGAUAACAUGAAGCAAAAACAUGAAGAAAGGAUAAAAAAAUUAGCCAAGUCAGGUAUCGAAUUCAAAUGGUGA
This is a messenger RNA of Saccharomyces cerevisiae S288C, 663 nucleotides long. RefSeq names its product rRNA-binding ribosome biosynthesis protein NOP15 (gene NOP15). Lineage: Eukaryota; Fungi; Ascomycota; Saccharomycetes; Saccharomycetales; Saccharomycetaceae. Gene Ontology annotation, cellular component: cytoplasm; nucleolus. The record is from RefSeq and is marked reviewed. The transcript has a single exon. Gene Ontology annotation, molecular function: RNA binding; nucleic acid binding. Bases 1 to 663 code for a protein of 220 amino acids.